AUUGCCCGCACCAGGUGCCGAGUCUGGUGCCGCUGCAAAGUCGAGCCCACCACAACCAGAGCCAUCUGCUAACAAGAGUGUCGAUUUGGGCUCGGCCCCAUCAUCAAUGACCUCAUCCUCUUCAUCAUCAUCCAAUGACAACAAUGUAUAG
Acytostelium subglobosum LB1 is the source of this 151-nucleotide messenger RNA. RefSeq lists its product as hypothetical. The record is from RefSeq and is a predicted model, not a curated record. The annotation marks the transcript as partial. NCBI's taxonomy places the organism in Eukaryota, Evosea, Eumycetozoa, Acytosteliales, Acytosteliaceae. The transcript has a single exon.